This is a messenger RNA of Talpa occidentalis (Iberian mole), 6075 nucleotides long. RefSeq names its product ADAM metallopeptidase with thrombospondin type 1 motif 17 (gene ADAMTS17). Gene Ontology annotation, biological process: proteolysis; extracellular matrix organization. Bases 20 to 3394 code for a protein of 1124 amino acids. Gene Ontology annotation, molecular function: metalloendopeptidase activity. NCBI's taxonomy places the organism in Eukaryota, Metazoa, Chordata, Mammalia, Eulipotyphla, Talpidae. The transcript has 23 exons. The record is from RefSeq and is a predicted model, not a curated record. Gene Ontology annotation, cellular component: extracellular matrix.
GGGCUGCAACUCCAGUACCAUGUGCGACGGCGCCCUGCUGCCCCCGCUCGCGCUGCCCCUGCUGCUGCUGCUGCUGUGGGGACUGGACCCGGGCACAGCUGUCGGCGACUCGGCGGCCGACGUGGAGGUGGUGCUCCCGCGGCGGGUGCGCCCCGACGACGUGCACCUGCCGCCGCUGCCCGGCGCCCCGGGGCCCAGACGGCGCCGGCGUCUCCGCGCGCCCCUCGCCGCCCCGCGCGUCCGGCCCGGCGAGCGCGCCCUGCUGCUGCACCUGCCGGCCUUCGGGCGCGACCUGUACCUGCAGCUGCGCCGCGACCUGCGCUUCCUGGCCCGCGGCUUCGAGGUGGAGGACGCGGGCGCCACCGCGCGCCGCGGACGCCCCGCCGACCUGUGCUUCUACUCCGGCCGCGUACUCGGCCACCCCGGCUCCCUGGUCUCGCUCAGCGCUUGCGGCGCCGCCGGCGGCCUGGUUGGCCUCAUCCAACUUGGGCAGGAGGAGGUGCUCAUCCAGCCCCUCAACAAUUCCAGGAGCCCGCUUGGUGGACGAGAGCAUCUCAUCAGGCGCAGAUGGUCCUUGGCGCCCAGCCCCACUGCCACCACAGACGCCCAGACUCCUGGGCAGCCCUGCAAGGUUCUGACAGAAAAGAAGCCGAGGAAGGGCAGGCCUUUGGGGGACCGGCGGGAGCGGAGGAACGCCAUCCGGCUCACCAGCGAGCACACGGUGGAGACCCUGGUGGUGGCCGACGCCGACAUGGUGCAGUACCACGGAGCAGAGGCUGCCCAGAGGUUCAUCCUCACAGUCAUGAACAUGGUAUACAAUAUGUUUCAGCACCAGAGCCUUGGAAUAAAAGUCAACAUCCAGGUGACCAAGCUGGUCCUGCUUCGGCGACGGCCUGCCAAGUUGUCCAUCGGGCACCAUGGCGAGCGCUCCCUGGAGAGCUUCUGUCACUGGCAGAAUGAGGAAUAUGGGGGUGCACGGUACCUGGGCAACAAUCAGGUUCCAGGAGGGAAGGACGAUACACCCCCAGUGGAUGCUGCUGUGUUCGUGACCAGGACAGAUUUCUGCGUACACAAGGAUGAACCGUGCGACACCGUUGGAAUCGCUUACUUGGGAGGCGUCUGCAGCGCUAAGCGGAAGUGUGUGCUCGCCGAGGACAACGGGCUCAACCUGGCCUUCACCAUUGCCCAUGAGCUGGGCCACAAUUUGGGGAUGAACCACGAUGACGAUCACUCGUCCUGUGCCGGCAGGUCCCACAUCAUGUCAGGAGAGUGGGUGAAAGGCCGGAAUCCCAGUGACCUUUCCUGGUCCUCCUGUAGUCGAGAUGACCUUGAAAACUUCCUCAAGUCAAAAAUCAGCACCUGUUUGCUGGUGACGGACCCCAGGAGCCAACACGCGGUCCGCCUCCCUCAUAAGCUUCCGGGCAUGCACUAUAGUGCCAAUGAGCAGUGCCAGAUCCUGUUUGGCACCAAUGCCACUUUCUGCAAAAACAUGGAGCAUCUCAUGUGUGCCGGACUGUGGUGCCUGGUGGAAGGAGACACAUCCUGCAAGACCAAGCUGGACCCUCCCCUGGAUGGCACAGAGUGUGGGGCAGACAAGUGGUGCCGCGCCGGGGAGUGUGUGAGCAAGACGCCCAUCCCGGAGCACGUGGACGGAGACUGGAGCCUGUGGGGCGCCUGGAGCAUGUGCAGCCGGACCUGUGGGACUGGAGCCCGCUUCCGGCAGAGGAAAUGCGACAAUCCCCCGCCAGGGCCCGGAGGCACACACUGCCCAGGUGCCAGCGUGGAGCACGCGGUCUGUGAGAACCUGCCCUGCCCCAAGGGCCUGCCCAGCUUCCGGGACCAGCAGUGCCAGACACACGACAGACUGAGCAGCAAGAAGGGGCUGCUGACGGCUGUGGUGGUUGACGAGAAGCCGUGUGAACUGUACUGCUCGCCGCUGGGGAAGGAGUCGCCACUGCUGGUAGCCGACAGGGUCCUGGACGGCACACCUUGCGGGCCCUACGAGACCGACCUCUGCGUGCACGGCAGGUGCCAGAAAAUCGGCUGUGAUGGCAUCAUCGGGUCUGCAGCCAAAGAAGACCGGUGCGGGGUCUGCAGUGGGGACGGCCGGACCUGCCGCGUGGUGAAGGGCGACUUCAGCCACUCUCGAGGGACAGGUUACAUCGAAGCUGCUGUCAUUCCUGCUGGAGCUCGGAGGAUCCGCGUGGUGGAGGAUAAACCUGCCCACAGUUUUCUGGCUCUCAAAGACUCCAGUAAGAGAUCCAUCAACAGCGACUGGAAGAUAGAGCUCCCUGGAGAGUUCCAGAUCGCCGGCACCACUGUCCGCUAUGUCAGAAGAGGCCUGUGGGAGAAAAUUUCCGCGAAGGGACCAACCAAAAUACCACUGCAUUUGAUGGUGUUGUUAUUUCAUGACCAAAAUUAUGGAAUUCAUUAUGAAUAUACCGUUCCUGUAAAUCAUACUGCCGAAAAUCAGAGUGAGCCAGAAAAACCCCAGGACUCUCUGUUCCUCUGGACCCACAGCGGCUGGGACGGGUGCAGUGUGCAGUGCGGAGGCGGUGAACGCAGAACCAUCGUGUCCUGCACACAGAUUGUGAACAAGACCACGACGCUGGUGAAUGACAGCAACUGCCCGCAGGCUAGCCGCCCAGAGCCCCAGGUCCGCAGGUGCAACUCACACCCAUGCCAGGCACGGUGGGUGGCAGGCCCCUGGAGCCCCUGCUCAGCGACCUGUGAGAAGGGCGCCCAGCAUCGGGAGGUGACCUGCGUGUACCAGCUGCAGAAUGGCACACACGUCACCACGCGGCCCCUCUACUGCCAGGGGCCCCGACCUGCGCCCGUGCAGAGCUGUGAAGGUCAGGACUGUCUGUCCAUCUGGGAGGCGUCUGAGUGGUCACAGUGUUCUGCCAACUGUGGUAAAGGGACACAGAAGCGGAAGGUGACGUGUACCAACUCCCAAGGGAAAUGCGAUGCGUCCACGAGGCCGCGGGCUGAGCAGGAGUGCCAGGACUACUCUGGCUGCUACGAGUGGAAAACUGGGGACUGGUCCAAGUGCUCAUCCACCUGUGGGAAGGGCCUACAGUCCCGCGUGGUCCAGUGCAUGCACAAGGUCACCGGGCGCCAUGGCAACGAGUGCCCUGCCCUCGCCAAGCCAGCUGCCUACAGACAGUGCCACCAGGAGGUCUGCAACGACAAGAUCAAUGUGAAUACCAUCACCUCCCCUCGCCUCGCCGCCCUGACCUACAAGUGCACGCGGGACCAGUGGACAGUGUACUGCCGGGUCAUCCGAGAGAAGAACCUGUGUCAGGACAUGCGGUGGUACCAGCGCUGCUGCCAGACGUGCAGGGACUUCUAUGCCAAUAAGAUGCGCCAGCCGCCACCACCACCGAGCUCUUGACACCCGGCCCGGAGGUCCCUGAGCGACACUCUGACAUGAGGUCUGAGCCCUGAUGACAAGGCUACUUGGAAGCCCACCCACCGCGAGCACGCCAGUCCCGUGGCCAGGGCCCCAGGCCACGCCACUCCCAGGCUGUCCCGAGACUCCGAACGACUGUGUAGACCUUGAGAGUAGACUUGACGUUGGCCGCUGGUGCUUUUGUACUUAAUAUAUUAACAGCCACUGGAUGGCUUUCUGCAGUAAGGAAAAAAUAGGCCUCAGUCACAAAGUAAUUGUCACUUCUAAGGUUCCAUGUACCUCAAAGGGAACACCUCCGGCAGACUCUUGUCAGAGGGAGAGAUGACGUCUGGUGCUUCUGUCUUGGCUUUCUUUCAACGUCUGAAUUUUGGUGCUUGAUGUACCACAGGGGGAAUAAUAACCCAAAAAGGAGACAUUUUAGGCUAAAGCGGGCUUUAUUCUGAAAGCCGGCCACACCCUGGGCAGACGGACAGAAGGCUGGGGUGCCGGAGCCCGGCCACACCCCGCGAAUCAGUGCUUGGCCUCCGCCCGUCUCUGCGGGCCUGUUCUCUAGCUCCUGGGGCUCAGAAGUUCCAUCCUGAGAGCUUGAGUCUGUGUCAUCCAACGGGUGCCAGGGCCACAUGUUCUGGCAGUUUCGAACUGGGGAGGCAUCUCGUUUUCAGAUCUCUGCUGCCCACCGCUUUCUUCAAGGUGCUAUGAGACUGGACGCAUGCUCAUUUUGGCAAUGGGAUUAUUGCUUCCUGGCUUACAGGUGCGCUCAGGGCCGCUUGGCCAGGGGUCUCGGGAGCUCCUGCUCCGCCUUCCGGGGGCCUCUCUGCUAGCCAUAAAGCUUUGCAUCUCGCAAGUAGCAUCCCAGUGACCUUGGCCAUCUCUCUGAAGUUGGUGCUUUUUCAACCCUCUGAGAACUCAAGCUCAGCCCUGGGAUCUUCAGAGUAAGGCCUGGCCCAGGGAAAGUUUCCUCCAGGGGCUGGUCAGCCUACUGGGCCAGGAACACGGAUGGUGUCACCAGCCCGAAUCCCUGCACAGCCACUCAUCCUGUCCCCAGCCCAGACCCCACAGUGCCCACUGCUGUCACCCUGUCACCAUUGACCAUGUUCUCAGUGGGACAACAGCAAUGCUCAGAAAUGCAAGAGUCUCUCCCUCCUAGCAUGCCCACCCCCCUCGCAACAGAAGCCUGUCCUUGCCAGGUGAAGAUGGCAGGACCCUACUGCCCCGGAGCAGGGACCCUAGAUGCCAGGAGGCCUAUUUUGUUUGCCAACUUGGUGGGUGUUUGAUGGGUGCUUUUUGUUCAAGGACUUUACUGUGAGAGCCCACCCACCCCCACCUUGGUACCGUGGGGGUCUCACUUAGGUGCAUGUCCCUGGCACGUCUCCCAGUGCUUCUGGAUUUAUUGGUACUGUGUUUAUGUAUCUGUUUUUGUUCUUUUGAUGUCACAACUUUAGGGUUAGCUUAAAUCAGAAACGGGGAAAAGAAGCCACUCUCUGCUGUCUGCAUUCUCAACCCUGCCACACUCUGUGCUAUUUGCAGUUUUAAUACCCCAGAGUCAGAGGUGGCUGCAUGGCAGGGAAUUUCUUCAGUUCCACAUGAAUCAAGCAGCAGUGCUGAGCAACCUGUCAGGUGCUCUGUGGGGAGGACGAGGGGCACCCAGCCCCUGCCCCCAAACUGCCAGCACUUGCCCCAGGGCCGGUCCCCAAACUCAUCCUCCCCAACUCAGGCUUGGCCACCUGCAGAAUCCCAAGCCCCCAUUCCACAAAACCCACAGAUUAUUGGAGAACUAGUUUUCUCCUAGCCCCAAAUGGGCUGCGCUUCACCACAAAAUGACAGAAAGAUCGCAGCUUCUGAGCAGCAGAGCUGGACUGUGAGCUAAGAAACCCAGGGCGCCGGGCCUGCUGGCCUCUGAGCCCACCUGAGCUGGGCACGCACCUUCUCCAGUGCCUCUGAAAGGCCCCCACACCCUCCUGGUGCUUUUUCAACCCUCUGAGGACUCAAACUCAGGCCUAGGAUCUUCAGAGUAAGACCUGGCCCAUGGCAAGACCCCCAUGGCCUCAGAAUGCAAAUGAUGGAUUCAGACUCUAUUCACUCCCCAUGGUUCUCCAGAGUCUGUCUUUCUGAGUGCGCGUGGCUCAGCCAUUCAUUGCUCAGAAAUUCCCAGCCAUCCUCCGGUGGCUGGCACAGGCAGUGAUGGGUGUCGCUGAAGCCGUUGGGGCACUCUCUCCUCAGAAGACCUUAAAUCCGCUUGACGUUCUUUCAUGGUUAAGAACACCCUGUACUGUCAACCUGUGUACUGUACCCUUCUGGUGCCACAAGCGUGUGAGGAGCUCAGAGUCUCACGGUGCUCUUUUCAUUGGUGCAAACGAACCCCUCUUGGCUGACCAGGGCUUGUCAUUACCAGACACAGGGAGAGAAAGAACAUGACGCUCUCACCGCUCUGCUCUCUUUAUUUCAGAGGCAAAUGUAUAUAUUCUCCACUAGCUAACUUACAUUACAUACUGUAGCCGUGGUAUCUUCAUUGUACUUUUGGUGAUGGUUAUGAAAGAAAAAAAAAAGAGCAGAAGACAAACAUUGGACACCAUUGUAAAUGAAAAAUUAAUCAUUUCAUUGGAAGCAAGUUGAAUAUGUUUAAUAAAAUGUUUUUCCAUAACAAUUUUCAGCUGUCUGUGAAG